Cryptococcus wingfieldii CBS 7118 is the source of this 1038-nucleotide messenger RNA. RefSeq lists its product as hypothetical. The record is from RefSeq and is a predicted model, not a curated record. Gene Ontology annotation, biological process: secondary metabolite biosynthetic process. The transcript is spliced from 3 exons. The coding region runs from base 1 to 1038 and encodes 345 amino acids. Lineage: Eukaryota; Fungi; Basidiomycota; Tremellomycetes; Tremellales; Cryptococcaceae.
AUGCGCCUUAUUGAUCCUCGGACCGAAGAGGGCUUCAACAGACGAGUCACUGACAAUCAAUGGGAGUCAAAGGAGCGCACUUGGUUCGACUUUCGGGAAGGGCAAUACAAGUCUAGAAAGGACAAGGGUGACGACAGCGAAAGCUUUGCGACCAUCCAUGCGGAUGUAGGCCAGACGAGCGUGCAUCGCGCGCACUUUUUGGACGAAAUGGUUCGAUCUCGUGCUCGAAGGUGUAGCCAAGUUUCACAAACGACUUGUGGGUGCUGUAGAGCACCAGGAGAGCGGGGUGACUCUCAAGUUCCAAGAUGGGACCGAGGCUCAGCACUCGUCAUCGGAUGCGAUGGGAUCAAGAGCGAGCUGCGAAAUGUAAUUUUGGGCGAUGAUGCUUCAACGGCUCACGCAGUAUUCUCGGGAAAGUAUGCGUACCGUGGGUUGAUCGCAAUGGAGAAAGCGAGAGAGCUACUGGGAGACGAGCUAGCGCAAAAUGCGCAGAUGUAUACUGGAUAUCACGGACACGUCUUGACGUUCCCGAUUGAGAAAGGCGAUAUAAUUGAAUGCAGCAAAGAGAAGUGGGAUGGCGAUCGCUGGGUCGUGCACACCACCAAAGAGGACAUGUACGCCGACUCAGAAGGGUGGAGCGACCACGUCAAAAGCAUCCUCACCCUCAUGGAAAAUCCCGAUAUCUGGGCUCUCUUCAACCAUCUUCCUGCUCCCACCUACUACAAGGGUCUCAUGGUCUGGGCGGGCAUGGCAAUUGAAGACUCUUAUAUCAUGGGUGGUCUGCUGGCAGAGGUAUUUGACAAGAAAGACCUCCCUGCCGCGUUCCAGGCUUUCGACGUGGUGCGCAGACCUCGUACGCAAAAGGUCGUAAGUACCAGCUAUGAGGCUGGCCGGCUAUAUGAGUAUGAGCUGCCGGGGGUCGAGAAUGAUUUGGCCAAGAUCAAGGACAAUCUCGAGGCGCGUCUGACGUGGAUAUGGAGCGAGGAUUUGCCGCAAGAGCUGGAGAUUGCGAGACAACAUCUGCGCAGGUCCCAGUGA